This is a messenger RNA of Pseudocercospora fijiensis CIRAD86, 963 nucleotides long. RefSeq lists its product as uncharacterized. Bases 1 to 963 code for a protein of 320 amino acids. Gene Ontology annotation, molecular function: aldose reductase (NADPH) activity. Gene Ontology annotation, cellular component: cytosol. Lineage: Eukaryota; Fungi; Ascomycota; Dothideomycetes; Mycosphaerellales; Mycosphaerellaceae. The record is from RefSeq and is a predicted model, not a curated record. The transcript is spliced from 4 exons.
AUGACAUUUACCCUCAAUACAGGCGCUAAGAUACCAGCCAUAGGAUUAGGAACGUUUCAGGAUCCAGACGAGCAAGAAGAUGCCGUAGCGACAGCACUGAAGGUCGGGUACCGGCACAUAGACACAGCUCGAGUGUAUGAUACGGAAAAGCAGGUCGGCCGCGGGAUGCGAAAGAGUGGCGUACCUAGGGAGGACAUAUUCUUGACAACCAAGCUGUGGUCAAAUAGCCAUCAUCCUGACGAUGUUGAGCCAGCGCUCAAUGAUUCUCUUGCAGACAUGCAGACCGACUAUCUGGAUCUACUGUUGAUGCACUAUCCUUGCAGCUUCCAGAGGGGACCGAAUAGAUUUCCCAGAGAGGACGCAAGUGGAGAGAUGCUUAUGGCGGAAGGGCAUGACUACGUCGACUGCUGGAAGGCGAUGGAGGAACUUCUCAAGACCGGUAGGGUAAAGGCGAUCGGAAUGUCCAAUUUCAGUAAGGAAGAGAUGGAGACGAUUCUUGAGAAAGGGAGUGUAGUCCCAGCUGUUCAUCAAAUGGAACUCCAUCCCUAUCUCGCACAGCACAGCUUUACCGCCUGGCAUCGCGAGCACGGUAUUCAGCUCAUCCAGUUCAGCCCGUUCGGAAAUCAGAACACUUUCUACAAGCACGGUCAGUCCAUGCCCAAGGUACUUGAGGAUGCAGUGCUGCACGAGAUCGGCCGCAAGUAUUCGAAGUCUGCUGCACAAGUUGCUUUAGCUUGGGGCAUUUCGAAAGGCAGAUGCGUGAUUCCGAAAAGCACGAUUCCGUGGCAGAUUGAGCAGAACCUUGACAGCGAUUUCGAGCUGGCGGCGGAGGACAUGGCUCGGAUCGAUGCGAUGAACAAGAAGCUGCGGUUCAAUCUCAAGGGGCUCAAUUACGGAUGGAGAUUGUACAGCGACUUGGAGGGCGUCGGCCGAGCGCCGAGCGUGGAGCUGUCGCCAUUCUAG